AUGACUGAGCCCGAGAACUUUGAAGAGGAUCUAUUCGCCGAUCUUUACGAUGAUGACACUCCAGCAAAGUCCGCAGCUGUCCCGGAAGCAGCGUCCGCCCCCGCGCCUGCCCCUGCCUCUGUGCCUCAGCAAAGCAUCGAAACGCAGGCUGAGCCGCCUGGUCAACCUGAACCAGACUAUGGCGGUGGAGGCGGCGGCGACCAGAUGAAGUACGAAGACGACGAUGACGACGAUGAUGUAGACUUCAACCUUGGAGAUGACAGCGCUGGCGGAGGAGGCGGUGGCGGUGGUGGCGGCAGCUACGCUCCUCCCUCGAACGGCGCCGGUAACAUCAAGCACGAGGAACCUACGUACUCGACAAGCACAGCAAAGAACCCAAGUGCCAAGGAAGACGGGUAA
Molecule: messenger RNA, 399 nt
Organism: Colletotrichum graminicola M1.001
Lineage: Eukaryota; Fungi; Ascomycota; Sordariomycetes; Glomerellales; Glomerellaceae
Exons: 2
Coding region: 1-399 (132 amino acids)
Source: RefSeq, a predicted model, not a curated record